GGACAGAGGAGGGGAGACAGGGCCAGGCACAGCCAUGACAGAAUCCCGGGAGGAUCAGAGCAGAGCCUCAGGGGAUGGGCACAGGCGACAGGGCCAGGGCUGUGCAGGGCCCAUGGGGAGGUGACAGGACAAAGGACCCRUGUGGGGACAGCGCCCGUGAUGGCUGUGACAGCAGGGUGUCCCCGCAGGCCAAGUACCUGGCACAGAUCAUCCUGGUGGGGGCCCAGGUGGUGGGACGGGCUUUCAUGCGGGCGCUGCGCCAGGAGUUUGCAGCGAGCCGGGCGGCGGCCGAUGCACGAGGACGCUCCGAGAGGCCCCAAUCCGCUGCCGCCUCCAGGAUCAUCGGCAUCAGCCUCCAGGAGGCUCAGCAGAUCCUCAACGUCUCCAACCUCAACCCCGAGGAGAUCCAGAAGAAUUAUGACCACUUGUUCAAGGUGAAUGACAAAUCAGUGGGAGGCUCCUUCUACCUGCAGUCCAAGGUGGUGAGAGCCAAGGAGCGGCUGGACGAGGAGCUGCGCAUCCAGGCCAAGGGCGACAAGGAGAAGGGGCGGAAAGCCGAGACGUGACUGCUGCCACCCCUGCCCCCGUGUCCCUCACCCUUAACUUAUAGGUAGCCAAUAAACACCGUGUCCUCCAGCGCCUGGCCUGGCUGCUCCACACCUGGGGAGGGAGCGGGGACCUGCCCAGUGCUGCCCCGGAGGGAUCGGCCCCUGCGAGGGGCUGCCUUUGCCCUGGGGAGGAGGAGGAGGCAGCUGGGGAAGAAGGGGUGUCCCUGGGGCACAGAGGCUGCCAGGGCUCAAAUGGCACCAGGGGAGGCUGCGGGAGCUAUUUUUGGUGGGGACGUUGGAUGCUCUUGGAUGGAGUGUACGGCUACCUCUGGCUCCAUACCCUGGGAGUGCUGUGCCAUUGCUUUCUCCUCGUGUGGAUGACUGCUGGGUCGGGGUGAGGGGCUGUGAGGGGACACGCUGUGGCUGUCCCCAGCUGCAGYUCACAGACCCUGGCAGGGCUUCACUGGUGCCAAGGCUGCCUGAGCAGGAGUGUGGGAUCAGACAGAGCCAGCUGUGCCCCCGAGGUCACACCCAUCCCCCCCUGCCCCUCUGUCCCCAGCGUGGGCUCCUCACCGCUGCCACCACGACCACGGGACUGAAACAGGAACUUACUUCAACUUCACUUUAUUGUUUUCUUAAUAAACUUCCUCUCCCCUGGA
Malurus melanocephalus (red-backed fairy wren) is the source of this 1207-nucleotide messenger RNA. It is a transcript of the gene PAM16, whose product is annotated as presequence translocase associated motor 16. The transcript is spliced from 4 exons. Gene Ontology annotation, cellular component: TIM23 mitochondrial import inner membrane translocase complex. Gene Ontology annotation, biological process: protein import into mitochondrial matrix. The coding region runs from base 75 to 566 and encodes 163 amino acids. Lineage: Eukaryota; Metazoa; Chordata; Aves; Passeriformes; Maluridae. The record is from RefSeq and is a predicted model, not a curated record.